UCUAAGGAAAUUUUAAAAUGUAUUUGAUUAAAAACUAAAUUAAAUUUGAAUUUAUCUAUUCGGUUAAUUGUGCGGGUUUAACAUCUAGUUGGAUUUCUAAAGCACAAGCUUGUGAACUGAAUGUGAUCGAGAAUGGGGGAAUUUCCUUUCUUGGUUUCCAUACCAAUUCGUUCGAGGGCACAGUCUCAUCGGAAUUGAUUGAAGCACCAGCGGAUAGCUACAACAAUGGCGUGUUUUUAACGGCUAAGCAGCUUUUGAAAACAACUUGGAAUAAAAAACAAUGGCGAAGUUGUCAAGAUCAUUCAGGUCCCUCAAGCCCCAUUCGGAUUCCUUCAGUUCCAAACCCAUUUCCAUAUCAAAGCCGUCGAAUCUGAAACUGGUCCCAUCUUCUUCCGAAUCAUCGCCGCCUGGGGUUUCAUCUGCGCCAGCGGCAUCAGCAGCUUCAGACUCCAAAUCAAGAUCGUCGACGAAGAAGAAUCCGUGGUCUGUGUAUUUGAUCCUCUCCACCAAUCCUCCUAUCAAGACUUAUGUUGGUGUCACCAACAAUUUCUCUCGCCGAAAAGAGGCUAAGGAAUAUCAAAGUAUUUCAAAGUCAACUGCUAAAAGUUGGUGGUUCUAUUGCAGCUUGAAACAACAUAAUGGUGACCUUAGGGGUGGCGCCAAAGCAUCUCGUGUAGGAAGACCAUGGGUUUGUGCCUGUCUUAUAAAUGGAUUUAGUGGGAAAGCUGAAGCUUGUAAAUUUGAAUUCAAAUGGAAAGACUUUUCGAGGAGAUUGUCCCGCCAAAGGAAAUCUGUUGAAAUGAGCCAAGAAGCAGAGGAUGGUUCCCUUGCAUUGCUGCGACACAGACAUGCUGCACUCUGUCGUGUCCAAAGCUCAAUUGUCUCCGAUGACCUGGAUAUUGAUUGGCGCUUUGAUCUUUCUUAGUUUGGCUGCAUAGAUUUGGAAAGUCUGUAAGCCCUUGGUAACAGGUAUGUUGUACAAUAGUACCAUUACACUCUAUUGUGGCCUGUGACUGAUUUGUAUCUAUUGAAGAGUUGUAUGUUAAGCCCUUCGUACCUUGUAAGUUAUAGUUGGAUAAGUUGUAUGAGUAAGCUAAAUCACGCUCUAUAGCGUUAUGUGAAUUAGUUGUAUUCAUUUUUCAUUUUCUAACCCGUGUCUAUUGUAUUCAUCACUUUAUAGAGAUUCGGGAUGUUCUGUGUCUGAAUAAUAUAUAUAGUCUUGGGGAAGGAUUACCAUAGUGCUGGGAUGGGUUUACCAAACUUUGUUGCCCCAUAAUCAAAAUAAAUUUAUUGCCCAUUUGACUGACUAGAUUAGUGUUGAAACAAUCAAGACUACAAAAUUUGUGCUUUUCUUAUUUUCGUGCAGUGAAAUGUUGAGUCUUAUUGAGGGAAGAAAGGAAAAUCUUGGUAUGUUUGUGUUUGAGACACAAAGACCAGAUGACUUCCACUCAGAAGUUUCAAUCAGAUGGUGAAGUCCAUUUUGAUGAAUUUUGACUGCAGGUUUCCGUUUGUAGAAUCUACACGCCUACUGGUCUUGUUCUUCCCAUUUCAUGAGAUGCUUUCAGCAACAUUAGUCAUUUAAGUGUAAGUAGAAGAUGAAUGGGUUGUUUAUUUGAUGUGUCUCCACUUCUGGAUGAUGUAUUGAUGUGUAUCAUCUGGUUGGUGAUGCCUUAGGUUCUAAUUAUUGGUGUAAUGAAGAUUUUCAUAAAGCAAGAUUCUGCAAAUUUUGUCUUGGUUCAUAGUUUCCACGUCAAAAAUCUUGGUGCCUUCUUGUUUGUUUUAUUUAUCAGUUAUACAAUUAUUCUCCUUUGUUGGUUUGUUUUUCUUUCUCAUUUUUUGGUAUUGGUGAUGAAGAAUCUCGUCCUGACUUAUGGUUUGCCUGGGCCAUGUUAGUUUUCCAUUUGUGUUGGUUGUUGCAUCCUUUUCUCCCAUCAGAGCGAGUUCAAACAAAUUUCCACUCCUUCCGCAACGAACCUCAACUUGUACAAUGCUCAUUCGCAAUGGCACUUUUUCUAUUCGCAAAAUGGCUUAAACUAUCACUGAUGUUUUUAAUUAGUUAUCCGCAGAUGAUCUCUGGUUGUAGCAAUACAGCACUACCCAACAUGCAACAUUCUACAGGAAAUGGCGUAAUACUUCUGUUUUGCUUCUUCUUCAGUUUUAGGUUAGGUCCACUUGUUAUGAGCAGUCUUGUAUUCUGGAGCCGGCUUUUAAGUGCGGAGUUUCAUUUUUGGGUGUUCUUGCAGGUUCCUUGAUAGAGCUCAACUUCGAUACAUGAUUUGAUUAGCGAUCCAAAUAUGGUACAUGAAACACUUUAAACUGUUGUUAUUGUGGAGCUAGUUGUCUCAUGUUGCUUCAGUUUUGGAGUUUCUAGUUGUUUGGAUGGAACGGAGCACCCACAAGGAACAGAGUCAUGUGGCUCCUCACAUCUCUUUUUAGUUAAGAACUUGAAUUUGUGUUUUGCCCGUGUUUUACUCCAAAGUACUCUAGUGGAAAAUUGGUCCUUGCAAAAUUCAUACAAUCGGCAUCAAAGUUCAGUUUGCUGUAGUUUCACCCAAAAUUUGGUCCAUUUUAUUGUAACUUCACACAAGAAAGAAAGGAGAAAAGAGGUCACCAAAAUGAUUAUGGCAGUAACUUUAGAAUGUUGACUUCAUCUUUACAGCCCCUUUGAUAUUGAAAGGUGGGAGAGAGUACCGAGUAUUGUUGGUCCUGUUCUUGUCUUAGCAGCAACUGUUUAGCUUGCUUUGUUUCAUUCAGUAUGAAAACUUGCAUUUUCUGGUGACUUUUUCCUUUGAAAACAACCUUUGCCAUUAAGCCCAAAUCCCCAAACCACAAUUAUUCCUAGUGUCACUAAGACCACCUUUUCUG
This is a messenger RNA of Oldenlandia corymbosa var. corymbosa, 2865 nucleotides long. The record is from the annotation of a GenBank genome assembly. Lineage: Eukaryota; Viridiplantae; Streptophyta; Magnoliopsida; Gentianales; Rubiaceae.